AUGAGCAGUACAUUCUCCUCCUAUAGCUUGGUAGCUAUUCCUUUUGUUUCUGUCGUCAUCAUCAUACUCGUUCGUACCCUUUAUCCCAAGCCGUACCCAGGCAUUCCUCACAAUAAGAACUCUGCCAAUCGCGUAUCCGGCGACAUUCCCGAUCUGGUUCCCCUCAUCACCACUACCAAUGAGUUCUCCAACUCCAUGUUCACGAUCACCACCCAGAAACUGGGCACACCCAUCGCCCAGUUUCUUUUCCCUGGCAUCCGAAAGCCUUUGAUUAUCCUCGAGGACCCACGAGAGAUCGAGGAUCUGCUGCUUCGUCGUAAUAAGGAGUUUGACAAGGCGCCGAUGGCCCUAAGUAUCUUCCAGCCCAUGUUUCCCAAGGCCUCCCUCGCCCAGUUCACAACUCCGGAGCUCAAAGCUCAGAAGCGCCUGUGGGCUGAUGUGAUGGCGGCUGAGUUCCUGAACAAGGCUACAGCACCGAGGAUUCAUAAGGCUACGCUUGGGCUGGUUGAGCUCUGGCGUCUUAGGGUCUCCGUCUCCAACGACAAGCCAUUCGCUGUUGACGAGGAUCUCCAGAACACCACUCUCGACGGUAUCUGGGUCUCCAUCCUAGGAGAUGAAGCAGGAAUUAUUGACUACUCUAUCAGAAAACUGCGAAGCGAGAUCGACGGCUCUAUACCCUUUGACGCAACGCCGCCACGAGGUGGUUUCCUCAGGGAAGAGGUGCGCUACAUCUCCGAUACUAUUGCACGUCUCAGCAAUACCCCUUCUCCAAAAUGGGCCGGAAAGAUUGAGACGUAUACACCCAGGUAUCGGAGAUUUCGUUCCACCGUCAUCAGGGAGAUUAGCCUGCUGAUGGCGGCUGCUAUUAAGCGAUUCCAGGAUCUCGACGUGGAGACUUUGAACAGCGGUGAUACUGACCGAUGUAUGCUGGACCUGGUACUUCGUCGUCUUGUUCUGCAGUCCAGGAAGAAUAAUAAUGCCCCUCUUAUUGAUCCGACCAAAGACCAGAAUAUGCUAGACGAGCUUUUCAUUAUGCUGGUUGGGGGCCACGACUCCACAGCCAAUACUCUGUGUUGGUUUGUCCGGUUCAUGGAGGCUUAUCCAGCCGUCCAAAGCGAGCUGCGCUCCGUCCUUCGAGCUGCAUUCCCCGGCCCUGAACCCCCUUCUGCUAAAGCCAUCAUCGAAACGGAUGUCCCUUAUCUGGACGCCGUGGUUGAAGAAGGAUUCCGUCUUGCAGGUGCAGCAAAGGGAAAUCUGCGCCAAGCCCUCGUGGACACCUCGAUUCUAGGCUACAACAUUCCCAAAGGUGCCGAGAUCUUCAUGAACUAUCAUAUUAACCGACCACCAGCUCCCGUGGAUGAAGCGAAGCGCUCAGACAGCUGUCGGGCAGCAGCAGCUAAGCAUGGAGACGGACUCCGUGGACGAGCUGGCUACGACCUGGAUAAGUUCGAACCCAGAAGAUACCUGGUUAAGGACCCAGACACAGGGAAGGAGACGUUCAAUAGUUAUGCUAUCCCAUCCCUCGCGUUCGGUGGCGGUUACAGAGGCUGUACUGGCCGCAAACUCGCGACAUUGGAACUUCGUAUCUUCGUGACGCUUCUGAUUCUCAAUUUUGAGUUCACUGACCUGCCGGAGGAAAUGAGGAGCAUGGCUGCUACAGAGAAGAUCUUCAGGCAGCCUGACAUGCCCUUUGCCAGAGUGAAGGUCCUGUAG
Clonostachys byssicola is the source of this 1713-nucleotide messenger RNA. The record is from the annotation of a GenBank genome assembly. Lineage: Eukaryota; Fungi; Ascomycota; Sordariomycetes; Hypocreales; Bionectriaceae.